CACACACACACACACAUAUACACACGCCCGGGGAGGCAGGCCGGAGAGACCUCCCUCCCGCCCCUCCCGCCCGCCUCCCUCCCCUCGCCGCCGCCGCAGCCAGCAUCUGGGACCGGCCGAUUCUGCACCUCCGUCCGGCGCUGCCCUUUGAUUCGGAUUUCCAUCUUGUAUUCUCCGGCGGACCGCGGGACCUGGCUCGUGCAGAGGAGGGGGGCCGAUCGCUAUGGAGUAUUUCAUGGUGCCCACUCAGAAGGUGCCCUCUUUGCAACAUUUCAGGAAAACAGAGAAAGAAGUGAUAGGAGGGCUCUGUAGCCUUGCCAACAUUCCAUUGACCCCUGAGACUCAGCGGGACCAGGAGCGGCGGAUUCGGCGGGAGAUUGCUAACAGCAACGAGCGGAGGCGCAUGCAGAGCAUCAACGCGGGCUUCCAGUCCCUCAAGACCCUCAUCCCCCACACAGAUGGAGAGAAACUCAGCAAGGCAGCCAUUCUCCAGCAGACGGCGGAAUACAUCUUCUCCCUGGAGCAGGAGAAGACCAGGCUCCUGCAGCAGAACACACAGCUCAAGCGCUUUAUCCAGGAGCUGAGCGGCUCAUCCCCCAAGCGGCGGCGGGCAGAGGACAAGGACGAGGGCAUCGGCUCGCCAGACAUCUGGGAGGACGAGAAGGCGGAGGACCUGCGGCGGGAGAUGAUCGAGCUGCGGCAGCAGCUGGACAAGGAGCGCUCGGUGCGCAUGAUGCUGGAGGAGCAGGUGCGCUCGCUGGAGGCCCACAUGUACCCGGAAAAGCUCAAGGUGAUCGCACAGCAGGUGCAGCUGCAACAGCAGCAGGAGCAGGUGCGGCUGCUGCACCAGGAGAAGCUGGAGCGGGAACAGCAACACCUGCGGACCCAGCUCCUGCCCACUCCGGCCCCUACCCACCACCCCACGGUGAUCGUGCCGGCGCCAGCACCCCCUCCCUCCCACCACAUCAAUGUCGUCACCAUGGGCCCCUCCUCGGUCAUCAACUCUGUUUCAACAUCCCGGCAAAAUCUGGACACCAUUGUGCAGGCGAUCCAGCACAUCGAGGGCACCCAGGAAAGGCAGGAACAGGAGGAGGAGCAGCGUCGAGCCGUCAUCGUGAAGCCGGUCCGCAGCUGCCCCGAGGCCCACGCCUCCGACACUGCCUCCGAUUCGGAGGCCUCGGACAGCGACGCCAUGGACCAGAGCCGGGAGGAGCCAGUGGGGAACGGGGGGCUUCCCUGACCACCCCCCAGCCCUCCUCUCCCUUCUGGGGGCUGGAGGGGGCGGGGCAGCAACUGGGAGAGAUGAGGGUGAACGAGUGAGGAAUUUUUACAAAAUUACGGCAUCAUUUGGGUCUCUUUUAUGACCUCUUUUUCAAUACUGUAAAUCGACCUUUGAGUGAAGCCACCCAACCCGAGGUCCGGGGCUGGGGCGGCAGGAGCGCGUGGCAGCACCGGGACACCUGGGGCUGGGCCUCGGCCCCGGAGGCUGGGGAAGCGGACACGGAGGUGCCUGGCCUCUCUCUGCCAAAAAGCAUUUUUUCAUUGAAACAUGUUUUUAAGAACAGGGAAAAUCAAACAAAACCCCAAGGUAUUUCUGCCCUCCCCAGAGCCAGCCCUACGACCGUCAGUUUUUAAUUCCCCCUUCCCUCCUCUUUUUGGUGUUCUUUCUUCUUUAAGCACUUACAUGGGUUGGGGGUCUGGCUGGGUCGGGGCUCUCGGGGUCCGGGGGUCUCCGUUGCUUCUCGGUUGGGGUUUGCUGCUGCCCUUCUUCCCUCCCCUCCCUGUCUCAGCACUAGGAAUCGCCACUCUCCACCACUGUCCGGCCCCCACCUCUCCCUCCAGGUUUCCCAUCUUACACCCCAAAAAAGUCUUUGUCUUUCUCUUUUUGUUUUGUUUGUUGUUGGUUCUUUUUUGGUUUUAGUUUUGUUUUUUUGUUUUUGUUUUUGUUUUUUUUUUUUUUUUACAAUUUUGAGGUCUUUGUGUUCAAGGAGAAGCUAUUAUAUUUUGUUAAGAAAGUGGGGGGAAAAAACCAAGAGGCCACUGUGCCUUUAUAAAGAAACAAAAUAAAGUUUGUACUUUGUUUUUUA
Molecule: messenger RNA, 2087 nt
Organism: Balaenoptera musculus (blue whale)
Lineage: Eukaryota; Metazoa; Chordata; Mammalia; Artiodactyla; Balaenopteridae
Gene: TFAP4
Product: transcription factor AP-4
Exons: 7
Coding region: 224-1240 (338 amino acids)
Biological process (GO): regulation of transcription by RNA polymerase II
Cellular component (GO): nucleus
Molecular function (GO): protein dimerization activity; RNA polymerase II cis-regulatory region sequence-specific DNA binding; DNA-binding transcription factor activity, RNA polymerase II-specific
Source: RefSeq, a predicted model, not a curated record